AUGGGCAAUAAAAAGAAACCUCAACCCUCCCAGAGCCUCCCGGACCCGGGCACACAGAAAAAUCCCGGUGGUCUGGACAAAUACUUCCGCGACACUGUGAAGAUUCUAGGCGACGGCCUAGACGAAGGCAUUCGGACGCCAUCUUCCCCACAGUGCUCUUCCCCGCAUAGCCUGGAAGGAUCGGAUGCAACACCGGAAUGGGGGAUGGCAGACAUGAAAGAUAUAUUGAGAAACCUACCUUCUAAAGACGAUCUGGCAUCUAAACUGGAAUCUUCAAUGCAGGACCAGAUUUCCUCGCUGUCUUCCGAGAUCAGGCAAGUAAACAGCAGGGUGGGGGACCUGGAGGAAGACAGAGACAAAUUAUUAGACAGAGUCCAGGCAUUAGAACGCAACCAAAGUUGCAGAGAUAACAAACUUCUAUACAUAAUGAGAAACACAGAAGACCUAGACAAUGGAGGACGCAGGAACAAUAUAAGAAUAAGGGGAUUACCAGAGUCACAAGGGACACGUGAAGAUUUACACCAGAUCUUGCAAUCUCUCUUUAACAAAAUAUUACAGAGGCCAGAGGAAACGCAUAUUCUCCUAGACAGAGCCCACAGGGCGCUGAGGCCUAAACCUAUUCCACAUGACUCCCCCAGAGAUGUGAUAUGCAGAGUACACUACUACUCUGAAAAGGAAGCCAUCAGACACUGCAGACAUCAUGUACAACAACACAAAAAUAUUGCUUCUCCCAGAUCUGGCGUGGCUAACUUUGAGGGGCAGAAGAACCCUGAGACCACUCACACAGGCACUGCAUCAAAUAUCGAUGGGGAUAUCCUUUCUCACUGACAGCCGCACAUCAGGGUAUCCAAGCCACACUAACAUCGGUGAUGGAAACAGAGGCUUUCACACAGCGCCUGGGUAUACCCAAUGUUGAUAUUCAGGACUGGUACGACAUAACAGAAACCGAAUCAAUUCAACCUCAUCCUCAAAGAAUGAAAGGUCAAGCUGCGGAUGCAAGAAGGAGAACGACUUGGAAGACCCCACCUGCAUCGCCUUUCAUGAGACCGAAGAGACCGCAAAUGACCCCGAGGAAAAUAAAUUGAGUGCAGACGAAAGGACAUAUAGCAUGGGCAUAGUACCCACAGUGAUAAUGCACAUCUACAUUGUCGGACUGUUAACUCUGAAAUCGCCCAUCUCAAGGGCUGUGGAAGCGGUAACUAUGAACAGUAGAAAUCAGUUCUAUGGAACUGCUGAUAAGUUGGUACAAAUGUACAAUUAAUGUUUUGGUUAACUAAUGUUCAUAGCAUUGGGAUCUGUAAGGCCUCACCUAGAAAUGUUAUUUUAGGUUCAAGAUAGGUUAAAACCACAAAAUCAGGCAUUACAGGUCUAACACGAUAAAAUUUAAUAAUAAUCGAGCCCAGUACUCGUCCAGUACUACAAUGCAAAGUGAAACCUUUCCGCCUAAGGGGAAGCUGCAUAGGUGCCGAGGUUUCAUCCAGCUGACCUACCCCUGAUUUAAACCCGAAGUGAACAUAUCACUUUUAGUCGUAGUGUCCACGCUCCCGCCGGACACAAAUUAGGACCAGUUGAGGUCCUGAGCGGUACCUACCUAAAAGCUCAACGUUUCUGCUUUUGUGUAAUAACUAUCCUUGAGCCAGUAUAUAAUUACUGGAUACACUCGGGGAACUGUACCGUCUCCUUUAUAGGGGUCUGGAAAGACUAUCCCAUAAUAUAAACCUAUAUAGCAACGUUUUUCAGGCCUCUAUUAAUACACGAGGAAGUUCAGCCUCCCACUGGAACUACCCCUCGUAGGACGCCAAGUUCGAUAAAUACUCUAGUUAAAACUGUAAAUAGUUAUUUUUCUUUUCUUUUAGAAUUAUUUGUUGUUAAACUCCUGUGCUGUGAUAUUUCAUAUACCAAGCCUUCAAACAUACUCUCUCCCACCACAAAGUAUCCUCGUACUCACGUAAGCACCACACACUCAUAACUCUAGAUACAAGCAACACUAUCCUACACUCAACAAAGCGCCUCGAAUAGACAGACUUAGGAACAUGGGAUCUUUGAGAAUAUGCUCCCUAAAUGUCAGAGGGCUUAAUAUUCCAGAAAAAAGAAAAAUGGUGCUAACGGACCUGGUGAAAAAUAAAACAGACAUAGCAUUUCUCGAAGAAACUCAUCUAAAAGGCCCGAAUGCACCACAACUUAAACACCCGAAAUUCAAACAAGUGUACCAUAAUAAUUAUAACAAGAGUAAAUCCAGAGGAUAGGGGUAAACGUACCUUUCUCUUACUCUACUCACAUCACAGACGAAUCAGGCAGAUUUAUCAUAUUACAGGGCACGGUGGGGACACACCCAAUUACUCUUGUCUCUAUAUACCUCCCCAAUAAACACCAAUGCGGGGCACUCAGACAGAUCAUGGCUAAAAUUAAACAACAUACAAAUGGCUUCCUUAUCAUGGGGGGAGACUUUAACGUCUCGCUAGAUGCCAAAAAAGAUAGCACGUCUCUUAGCAGUAAACAUCUCACAGCCACAAGAUUACAAAUGCAACACAUCAUCCACACACAUCAACUAGCAGACUGCUGGAGGAUAUAUCAUCCAACAACUAAAGACUAUACACACUACUCAACCCCGAACAAAUCUUAUUCUAGAAUAGAUUACUUCCUGAUUUCUCACAGAGACCUAAGCCUGGUAACACACACCUCCAUAGGCCCAAUGACCUGGUCGGACCAUUCUCCUAUUUACCUCACAGUCACUGUCCCUUCCCUCCCUCAACCCAAGGGACUAUGGAAACUCAAUCCCAACCUGCUGCAAACAAAAACCGUUAGAGAAGCGAUACAGAACACAAUCAGGCUCUACUUCCAAGAAAAUAAAACCCCAGACACCUCUGCCUUUGUGCAAUGGGAAGCACAUAAAGCAGUAGUAAGGGGAGAACUAAUAAAAUGGGGGGCCCAAAUCAAACGGGAAAAAAAUAAACAGAUUGAGGAACUCUACAAAAAAAUUAGACAACUAGAAAACUCUCACAAACUUAACAUGACUGACGCAAGUUACUGCUCACUAAUUGCCCAUAGGACGGAACUUACUUCGCUACUACAAGAUAAGGCACGGAAAGCCAUCCUAUGGACAAAACACAGAUAUAAUGCGCAGGGAAACAGGUGCGGCAAACUACUCGCACAAGCCCUUAAACAAAAGCAGGCGCUCACGUACAUUCCCAAAAUCAAACGCUCAGAUGAGUCGUUCGCAUGCACCACGGAAGAAAUAGCCAAUACAUUCCACACAUUACACUUCACUAUAUAAUCUGAAAGAGAAGGGACCCAACAUAGAAGACUUAAGAAAAUUCUUGGAGAACAAAUUCGACACAACUCUGCCUCCAGUGGCGACAAGAUCAUUAGAAGAACCCUUCACACUAGAUGAACUCAAAUUGGCACUGAAACAGACACCACAUAACAAGAGCCCGGAUCCGGACGGGUUCUCGGCCUCCUAUUAUAAGAUGUUUCAAGCAGAACUUAAUACACACCUGCUAGAAGCGAUCAACUCUAUCCCACACCACAACCAUAUACCGAGUCAGGCAUUAGAGGCGACAAUUACGCUGUUACCCAAACCAGGGAAAGAUCUGGAGAAAUGCGCCAGUUAUAGGCCAAUAUCGCUCAUAAAUGUGGAUAUAAAAAUUUUUACUAAGAUGAUGGCCUUGCGACUUAAACCAUUUCUCCAAGAUCUAAUCCACCCAGACCAAGCAGGCUUUGUUCCUGCUAGGGAAGCAAAAGAUAACACAUCCAAAAUUAUAAAUUUAAUUCAUUGCACUUCAUAUACACAAACCCCAACACUACUCCUGGCAAUAGAUGCGGAAAAGGCCUUUGACAGGGUGGACUGGGCCUUCCUUAUAACCACACUUGAGAUGUUAGGAUUCGGCAACAGAUGGAUCCAAUGGAUAAGAGCCAUCUACUCUCGUCCCACAGCCCGCCUAAAGGUAAAUGGCCAACUUUCAAAACCAUUUAAGAUAAGUAACGGCACCAGGCAGGGAUGCCCGUUAUCCCCCUAUUUAUUCUAUCUCUAGAACCCCUUCUGAAAGCAGUGCGACACAACCCUGAUAUACAAGGCAUCAGGGUCAACCAACACGAAUAUAAAAAGUCGGCCUUUGCCGAUGACUUACUAUUCACCAUUGUGAAUCCACUACACAGUUUGCCCCACUUGACAAUGGCCCUAACCGAGUAUAGUAAAGUCUCUAACUUCAAAAUCCAACAUUGAUAAAUGUGAAAUUCUCAACAUUAACUUAACCCCUGGACAGGUACAUAGCUUGCAGCGCAAAUACCCGUUCCAAUGGGCUCCCAACUCCAUCAAAUAUCUCGGGAUAAAAAUAACCAACACUCACAAAACCCUAUAUAGAGAAAAUUUCCAUGACAUACUUACGACAAUCAAAAAAGACUUAGACAGAUGGGAUAAACCACAUUUUCGAUGGAUGGGACGAAUAAACAUUAUAUCCAUGAAUAUUCUACCACGCAUUUUAUAUCUACUGAACACUAUCCCUAUACAUGUCCCGACUGCCUUCUUUCGCUCGAUCCAGUCGAUACUCACAACUUUUAUAUGGGCGAAAAAGCGCCCGCGCAUAGCCCUCAAUGUACUGACCAAACCAAAGGAGAAAGGGGGAUUGGGAUGCCCACACAUCCAAAAUUACCAUAAGGCAAUACACCUAGGGAGGAUACUAGAAUGGUCAAGAGAGAUAGGCACUAAGGCAUGGGUUCAAAUAGAACAAUCUCAAGUAGCAACUCCUCUUCAAUAUCUCCCUUGGACCUUACUGACAGGCAAGGGAAACUCCCCAAGAGACCUACCCACCAUAGGUGCCACUCUUGAAGUAUGGGCAAAUAUAAAUCCACUGCGCCACUUCACACCGACACCAUCGCCACGAUUCCCGAUUGCUCACAACCCAAGAUUUCCAGUAGGCAGGGACAUCAGGAAUAUGAGCAAGACCAUACCUAACUCUGGGGACGGAAAUGUAACAUUACGAGACCUAGUCACUAAGGACGGACUAUUACCACUAACAGACAUCACGGGCACAAACUAUCCAACCCUGACUCAAACAUUCCAAUAUCAUCAGCUAAAACAUUUUCUACAUAAAGAAGGACUCUUACACUGGCAGCCAAGAGAAGAGACCCAAUUUGAAAAGCUCUGCUCCAUUCCGCCGAAAACCAAAAUAGUAUCUAAGUGUUAACUACUACAAGAAUGUACGAACAACACACUCCCUUGGUUCACUGCAAAACACCAACAAUGGUUAUCAACCCCGAUAGAAGAAAAGAAAUGGCAUAUUAUCUUCACUAAAAUGAUGAAAUCACACUCUAGCAUAACAAUACAAGAACCAAACUUUAAAUUUCUUUCCCAGUGGUAUAUAACACCUGUAGAUGCCAACAAAUACGAUACCGAUAACUCACCGCUAUGUUGGAGAUGUCUGCAAGAACGAGGCACAUACCAACACAUAUGGUGGUCUUGUGGCAGAGUAGUGGGGUUCUGGAGAGAGGUAGCACGGAUUACAGGCAAACUUAGUGGCACAAUUAUCCCAGCUACACCCGAAUCACUUCUUUUCUACAACAUCCCUGUAACUAUGCACACGUUUCGAAAUUCAUUAAUACUUUACUUCCUUACCGCAGCUUAAUUAGUAAUAGCAGGGCUCUGGAAAACUAGUAAAAGACCGUCAAGAAGAGAAUGGUACAGGAGGAUUGAUGAUAUAGAUAUAUACACUAAGGAUGUCUACACUAGGGAAAUCGCAGUUGUGUAAAACAAUGUGGGAACCAUGGAAAGCCUAUCUCAAAAAUUACACCUAGGGUGUUAGCCUUAAUACACAAUAGAGUGAGGAUAUAACGAAUACACGAGCACACUCGCAGAGUCAUAGGAGGGAAACUAACAGGACAACAAAUGUUAAUAAAGUUGCAAACAUAAAAUGUUUUAUUAUUAGUAAAAAGUUGUAAAAGGCUAAACUGUUAUUCAUUUGUAAAUCUUUUGUACGAAGUCUGAAUAUCAUACUAUAUGUCAUACUGAUUAUCAAAACGCUAUACGUCAUGUAACGCUUAUGAUGAAAAUGCAAAAUAAAAAUAUAAUUUAAAAAAAAGUUAUGUGGAAGGGAAAAGUGUGGAAGAAAAAGGUGCACAAGCAGCAGGGAUAACUGCAGCCUGGAGAGGAUUGUCAGUUAAAGGCCAUUCAAAAGUGUUGGGGACUUUCACAAGGAUGGGACUGAGGCUGUAGUCUGUGCAUCAAGAGCCACCACACACAGACGGAUCCUGGACAUGGGCUUCAGAUAUCGUAUUCCUCUUGUCAAGCCACUCCUGAACAACAAACAACGUCAGAAGUGUCUUACCUGGGCUAAAGAAAAGCAUUUCUGGUCUGUUGCUCAGUGGUCCAAAGUCCUCUUUAAUGAUGAGAGCAACUCUUGCAUCUUAUUUGGAAACCAAGGACCCAGAGUCUGGAGGAAGAAUGAAAAGGCACACACUGCAAGAUGCUUGUAGUCCAGUGUGAAGUUUCCACAGUCUGUGUUGAUUUGGGGAGCCAUGUCAUCUGUUGGUGUUGGUCCACUGUGCUUCAUUAAGUCUAGGGUCAACACAGCCAUCUACCAGGAGAUUUUGGAGCACUUAAUGCUUCCUUCCGCAGACGAGCUUUAUGGGGAUGCUGACUUCAUUUUCCAGCAGGACUUGGCACCUGCCCACACUGCCAAAAGCACCAAAGCCUGGUUCAAUGACAGUGGGAUUACUGUGCUUGAUUGGCCAGCAAACUCGCCUGACCUGAACCCCAUAGAGAAUCUAUGGGGCAUUGCCAAGAGAAAGACGAGAGACAUGAGACCGAACAAUGCAGAAGAGCUGAAGGCCGCUAUUGAAGCAUCCUGGUCUUCCAUAACACCUCAGUAGUGCCACAGGCUGAUAGCUUCCAUGCCACGCCGCAUUGAGGCAGUAAAAUUUUCGCUGCAAAAGGGGCCCAAACCAAGUACUGAGUCCAUAUGCAUGCUUUUACUUUUCAGAGGUCCGAUAUUGUUCUAUGUACACUCCUUGUUUUAUUGAUUGCAUGUAAUAUUCUAAUUUACUGAGAUUGUGGAUUUGGGGUUUUCAUGAGCUGUAAGCCAUAAUUAUCGCACUUAUGACAAAUCACGGCUUGAACUAUCUUGUUUUGCAUGUAAUGUGUCUAUCUCAUAUAUUAGUUUCCCCUUUUACGUUUCAUUACUGAAAUAAAUGAACUUUUGCACGAUAUUCUAAUUUUUCGAGUAUCACCUGUAGUUUACCUUGGCUGAUCUGCCCAAUCCUGAAGCCAGGGCCGGAUUAACAUAGGGGCUGAUGGAGCUGCAGCUCCAGGCCCAGGCCCAUGGAAUAGGCCCAUUGAUUUAUAAAAAAAAAAAAAAUUUAUUAUUUUUUUUUUUUACAUUUUUUUUUUCACACACUACUCUUAGGGAUUCCACCUGGCUUUUAUUUUAUUGGCACAGCCAGUAUUUGAGGCUGCCUGGCUGGUGCCAAUAUUGCAGUGAGACUGGCAAUACAAAUGCUGGUAUUUUUCUCAGUAUAAACAAGAGAUUACUAUGCAAUACCAGCACUGGCCAGUAGGGGUCGCUGUAUGUGGAGACAGGCAGGGAUAGGAAGUUCCAGCAUAUCCCUCCCUGCCUAUCUAUACUCACUGAUCUGCAGGGGUGCAGUUACAGAGAGUCCAGACAGCAAUUCCCACCCUGCAGAGACAGCCUACAGCUCAGGGAAGUAAGGGAUGGGGCAAAGGCUGCAAGGAGACAUGGGGACACUGAGACACUAAGGGACAUUGGGAGACAUUAUGACACAGACACAUGGGAACACAGUGUCCCCAUGUCUCCCAGACAGUGUCCCUGGUGUCUCAGUGCCCCCUAGUCUCCCAGUGCCCCCAGUCUGCCAGUGUCUCACUGUGCCCAUAUCUCCUAGUGCCUCCAUGUUUCCCAGUGCCUCAAGUGUCUCAAUGUCCCCAUGUCUCCAAGCUAGUGUUCCUUGUGUCUGUGGCCCUGGUGUCUCCUUUUCCCCAUGUCUCAAUGUCCCCCAGCCAGUGUCUCUAGUGUCUGUGUCCCUGGUGUCUGUGUCCCCAUGUCUUCAAGUGUCCCCUAUUUUCCCAGUGUCCCCAUGCAUCCCAGCCAGAGUCCCGUAGUCUCCCAGUGUCACUGGUGUCUCCGUGUCCCUAGGUCUCCCCGUGUCCCCAGGUCUUCCCGUCUUCCUAGUGACAUGGGGAACCUGGGAUACAUGAGGACACAGGGAGACAUGGGGCAUUGAGACACUGUGAUACAUAGGAUCACUGGGAGACCUGGGGACAUGACACUAGGGGACACUGGGAGACAUCGGGCACUGAGACACUGAUACAUAGGAACACUGAGACCUGGAAUAAUCGACACGUGGGGGCACUGGGAGACAUGGGGCCACUGGGAGGAAUCCAUCUAUACAGCAAAAUCAAACUAAGUAGUUUUUUGGUGAUUUUACAGCAUUUUCUCUUAUGUCACUCCUUGUGAUUUACAUCAUGUGAUGUCAUCCAUACAUAUUUAAUUAUGCAAAUUAGCAAGGUGUGUUUUUCCAAGAAAGGUGGCAACCCUAACUACUUUUCACAUACUCUUAUUUAAGUAUGGAAACUUAAGAGGGAUGGAUGGGAACAAAACUUGUGUGGACUGGCUGACAAUGAAUAUAGUUAAAGGGACACUAGAGUCACCAGAACAACUACAGCUUAUUGAAUUUGUUCUGGUGAGUAGAAUCAUUACCGUCAGGCUUUUUGCUGUAAACACUGUCUUUUCAUAGAAAAUGCAGUCUUUACAUUACAGCCUAGUGAUAACUUCACUGGCCACUCCUUAGAUGGCUGUUAGAGAUCCUUCCUGGGUCAUGGCUGACUAAAAUGCAUCCAAACAUUCAGUGUCUUCUCCCUCUGCAUGCAGACACUGAACUUUCCUCAUAGAGAUUCAUUGAUUCAAUUCAUCUCUAUGAGGAGAUGCUGAUUGGCCAGGGCUGUGUUUGAAUCAUGCUGGCUCUGCCCUUGAUCUGCCUCUUUGUCAGUCUCAGCCAAUCCUAUAGGGAAGCACUGUGAUUGGAUUAGGCCACCACUUCUAAUGAUGUCAGCAGACUGCUUGUUUUUCUGAGUCUAACAGCAUGCAGAGUUACAGCUCAGGCUUGAAUACAGUAAGAUUUUGCUAUAUUUAUGGAGGCAUGAGGGGCCCAGGGGGGGCUAGAUGGUGGUGUUAACACUAUAGGGUCAUGAAUUCAUGUUUGUGUUCCUGACCCUAUAGUGAUCCUUUAAGGUAAUGCUGACUUUGGUCUCUCUAACACUGUGGCAUGUUCCCUUUCUUCUACACUCACUACAUACAGCUUUUCUCUGUCCCUGACUAUAUACCAGGAGCUUCUGCCUGCUAGUAAGAAUGUAAGGAGACAAGUGGACCAGCGAGUGCUAGGGGACAGUCCUUAGAAAGCGUUGAGCGAGCGCAUCAUUAGAUGCAUUUAUGCCAAGCUCAGGGUGCUGUCUGCAUAGUAUGCCCUUAGUUGGCCAGCUGCAUGACUGGCAGGCAGCCUGGCAUGCAUUCAUACCAGGCUGGCCUUCUAAUUCUUUGGGCAGACAUAUCCUCUUUUUGGGCAUGUUCGUCCCUUUUGGCAGGUUACGUGAUUUAUGUCAGAGGCACACCCUUUUACAGUGCCCAUUGACUUCCUGCUUGAUUGGAUACUGCUGUUAGGAGUUAUAGAUUUACUUGAAAGAUGAAAACAUAAAUUAGAGAGAGAUUAGCCUAGGGUAUGUGUUGUCUUAUAGCUGCUGUUUUCUUUCUCUCCAGCACCAUCUCCAUCAGAUACAUGAUGCUUGGGAGUGUUUUACUGUUUUUGGUCGAUAUGAUUCUGUAAUUAGGCCCGUCAUAAUUGUCAGCACCAGGCCCACUGGACUCUUAAUCUGGCCCUGCCUGAAGCUAUGACUCAUAGCCCAGUCUCUUACAUGACACAUUCUACAUGUGUCGGGGGGGGUAUGUAAUAAAAUCUUUCUAUUGCCAGGGAUAUCUCUACUGCUCCCUAUUUUAAAUCGCCCAUGCCAGCGAUUCUGGGCCGAACAUCACCACUGGCUGAAAUGCUGGGUAGCAGGAGUACCCGGUCUUCUUCUGUUAAUGAUCUGCCAGGUGUCUUGUCUCUGUUGUAGAAUAGAGAACACAAGUGGAGGGCUGCCUUAUGCAUUAAUUGAUACUGUGUCAUUCUAAUACUAAAUUUGAACAAUAAACUUUAAAAUCCUGUUUAUAUCUGCAUGGAAGCUUGGUGCCAGUGGAUUCCAUACACUGCAAUUACUUCUGAUAUUAAACUGUUACAAUGCCUUCAGUGUCCCUUUUUAAAUGGUUUUGACUUGGUUUUGUAUACUCUUUAAGUGGCACCAGGGGACUCCUAAUCACUAAGCUGUCGUGAUUCUGGUGCCUAAAUUGUCCCUUUUUAAAUGGAUAUGCUAAUCUACAUAGUUACUGUUGUGGUUCCGGGGAAAAGACUGUCUUAUUUGAGGGGCAGACUAACAUCUAAAUAGUUAAGAAUACAAAAUAUUUAACAUUACAGUGUUAUACAAAUGUAAAUUAUUUUAAUAACUGAAAAUGGACUACAUUCUGAACUGGUAUGAGUCAGCAAACCACAUGCUUCCUGCAAAACAUGGGUCUGUACCAGCUCUGUUUUGUUAAAUGAUGAUGUAAGGUAUAUGCCGAAAUGAACUUCUUCUUAAAGGAACAUUCCACUGAAAUGUAUUUAUUUUUCACAUUGUCGUAGAUAUACCCUAAAGAAAUCAUGCAUGUAUUUUUAUAUUCCGCACAUUUUCUUUGGGAGAGAAUUGUGAUUUGGUGUCUGCAGCUUUUUAAAGCUGCCUCACCCACCCUUUUUUAGAAGAUCUUGUUGAGAAGCCUUUAUGCUGGGGCUGCAAGCUCACACCCUGCUUCCCUUAGACUUCUCUGAGUUGUGGUACAGCUCAUUGAAAAAUGGUGUGUGCCUGGCAUUUCCGCUCUACGCAGAUGUAUAAAAUUGCCCAUAUCUUUCUAAUAUCAGCACUUUGGAGGAGAAAAGAUGCACAAACCAACACAUGUAUCUGAAAAUUAAAAUACUGCUGCCAGAUUUCAUGAUGAUGGAAAUCCAGCAAUCGUUUAAGGCAGCGUUUACUUAUUGUUAUUCCGCAGAACCCUAGGACAAAAUUGAGGUUCCGCCCUGAUUUGCUCAUCGGGUGACCCAAGCCCUUAGGGCCACCAGUGGGUAUCACUAAACAGGUGCGCAUCAGGCACUACCACCCUUUAAACACACUGGCUCCUGGAGCAUGGGAUGCUGGGAGGAAGUGACAGCCUGUCACCUCCUCCCAGACAUAGAGCACCCCGAACAGGGCAGAGAGAAGGCAGGAGGGCAGAGAGCUGCUGCCGACCUCUCAUACCAGCCUCUGCCAGCAGCACUCCAAGCAAGCCACCCUCCUGCAGAAAAAAGGUAAACUAACAGGAGGGUGGCUGCAAAUAUAAACUUUAUUACCGGUGUGUGUGUGUGUGUGUGUGUGUGUUUCUGUUAAUAUGUAUGUGGCAGUGCAUGUGCAGGUAUGCCAGCAAUCAAACUCCAACAUAACAGUCAAACACACACCUGCAAACACAAACAUGCCAUACAGACACCCCUGAACUCCAUGAGGGGGGAGGGUCCUAUACCAGACCGGGCUGCCAUGAGUAUAGCUUUGGAAACCCUCUCUCCUCUAGUGAUUACAGCUUACAGCACUCUGAGGCUCCCAUCCCCCCUCUCCUAGUGACAAUAGCCUCUUUUAGGGGCUAUUGGGACCAGGAACAUAGUCUGGGCAGGAGGCUGGCCUUUUUUGCCUCUACCAGAAGUCUGUGGCACUUGAGCUUGUCACACUUACACCAUCCUUUUCAGUUUGUGUCAAAACUUGUAUUUGUAUUAUAUAUGAAUUUUUUUUUUUAACUUUUUUUUUUUUUUUUUAUAUGCUUAUUUUCUCCCACACUUAAAUACAGAAUUAGGGUGGGGAAACUUAAUUUCCUUUUGUUUUACUACAGUAAGUGAUGAUUUUUUAUUUUUUUAAUUUUUUUUAAACUUUUUUUAUUUUUCAUAUGUAUUUUUAUUUGCAUCGCUUUUUAGGUUCUUUCUUUUUAAACACUGCCUACUGUGAAUUCUAAAGACGUUACCAGCCUCUUCAUUGACUCUGGCGUGUUUCUUCCUGUGUGGUGGCUGCAUCAAUAGAAUAUAGCAGGAAGAACAACACUUAGAGGAAGUGUCUGCCAUUAACACUUGAGAUAAAGCAAUGACUGAAUUUCUCUUCUGCUUUAGCUGUUGCAUUGGUGCCCAGCCACAACCAGUGAGUAGUUUAUUUUCUUUCAGCUUCUCUCUAACUUUAUAAAGUGUGGUUAUAUAGGAUUGUUAGUUUACUGCAUAUUCAGUAUGUGAGUUUGUUUUACAAUUCUCAUAACCUUUUCAGACCAUGCUUAGGGUGUGUGAUGUUCUAAAUGCUGUAUAAUGCAUAGUCACUUAAAAUGUACACGUUCACCAACACGUAUAUUUAAGAAAGAUUCCCUUUUUAAUAGUGUUCUAGUCUGGGAUCCAUACACCCCCUUGUUUACACACAAAGCCCCCCUGUAUUUUAAAUAUAGUAGGUCUUGAACUUACCUUGCCUUUUUUUUUUUAAAUUUAUUUUUAUUUAUAAUUUACAUUUUUUUUCCCUCCUGCUUUGUGCUUAUUUGCAUGUCAAGCUGGGAACACUUUCUCAAAUUUCUAUGCACAAAAAGGACUUCUCGAAGUCCAACUUUAAAUAUGAAUAACGGUAAUUUUUGUAUUUACACUGUAGAGUUUUUUUUAAUUUCUUUUUAUCGUGUUUGGUCUCACCACAAUCCUAUUGAUACCGAACUACAGAUGAAAUGGGUUGGUAAUAAAAAAAAUAAAUAAAAAAAAAAAAAAAUUUAAAAAAAUUUAAAAAAAUUAUUCGUGCAGAACCCUAUGACAAAAUUUGAGGUUCCGCCCGGAUUUGCCCAUCGGAUAACCCAAGCCCUUGCGGCCACCCAGUGGGUAUCACUAACAGGUGCGCAUCAGGCACUGCACCCUUUAAACACACUGGCUCCUGGAGCAUGGGAUUAAAUAUAAACCACCUCAAACUGCUGCUUCCAAAUCUCCCAUGCCACUAUAUCCCAAAGCUACUCCAUUGAAUUGAACUGAUGAACCAAACUGAUGAACUUUUUUGAGCAACCUACACAGCACAUUGUCUUGUUGGAAGUAGCCAUUAGAAAAUGGGUAAACUCUGUGGUGUAACUAAUGUAGGUCCAAUAAAAUAUUUGAGCAAAAGGUAGAGCUCAGUGUCUGGGGGGAGGGGGGGACUGUUUACGCAGUCACGCCUACCUGCAUGUGACUUACACAGCAGGUAAUGUUUACGCUUCCUUUAUUGCAAAUUUUGUUUCAUUUAGGAUUUAUCUACUGCUCUGUUAAUAGCUUGCUAGACCCUACAAGAGCUUCUUGUAUGUAAUUAAAGUUCAAUUUACAAAGCAGGAGAUAAAAACUUUUAAAGUAAAGGGACACUACAGUUACAAGAACUACACUACAGUGUUUACAUUAAAGCCUAGGGACACCUCCAGUGCCCACACUUGAGAUGGCUACUAGAGGUGUUUGCUGGGUCAGUCACUGACAUUCAGUGUCUCUACCCUCUGCGUCGAAACACUAAACUUUCCUCGUGGAAAUGCUGAUUGAACAGGACGGAGCUUGGCCCCGCCUCCUUUAUCUCAGCCAAUCCAUUGCUCAGGGACACAGCAUGCUAGCCCUCUUCCCUGCUGGUUUCCAUGGUCCAUGGCAGCAAUAGUCUUAACUGAACCCGGCAAAGUGAAACUUAAAGGACAUAUUAAAAACCCUUGUAUAAACAAAAACACCCUAUGGGACCCUGCUGGGCCCUGUGGUGCUGGUGCUCUUCCAGCCUGACGCUCACUCAGUGCGUCAGAUCAAUGCUGGAAUAACCCAGUGGCAGUGCUCUGACUCAUUCACUCAGCACUGGAACCGUUCCAGAGUGACUAAUGUCAAUUCUAUGCAAAUUUCAUUGUAUAGAAUGUCAGUCAUUAGCUGAGGGUGGUCAACUGCCUAUGCGCAUUGAAACUUAAGUUCCCUGUUAUUAGUGGACAGGAGUAACGCUGCUGUAGCCAUUCCCUUUUAAAGGAACAAUUUAGUGUGUGGAGUACAAAGAUGUGUGCUUUAGGCCUUCCCCAUAGGAAAGUGUGGCAGCCUGUCCACUAGUAGCUGGGAUUUCGCCACCAAGGUAUAGCCCAUUGUUUAUAGCAGAUAUUGCUUUUCCACCCAAACACUAGCGAAGACUUGGUGAUGGGUGAAGAAGUACUGUAUUAUUGGGGACAAAUGCCACACUUUUUUUAUAUAUGUGAUCCCAACAGAGGGUCACAAGGAAACCAAUAGGUGUUGCACAACCUCUGGCACAUUGGUGUCUGUGCCUGACCAGGUAAUUUUAUAAUUGGCCAGACAUCUUGGCGUCCAUAAACAUUUUCAUAAUAAAAACAGGGUUCCCGUGCCUACAUCCAAAAAAAGUGGCCGAUAAGCUCUGUGUGCCCACUCUGUCCAAAAAGCACUCUGAUCGGAGGGGUCUAUCCCAUGACCGGGCCGUGACAAUUUUCCAAUCCAUCGUAGUUCCACAGCGCUGGGUAGGAAGUCCGGGUCCUCUACAAUGAUGGCACUUUCUGCUGGUACAUGGAGCUCCCUGAAGUCCUUGGUAUCGUUCAAUGCCUCACCACCUUCUGUCACCCUCUCUAAAUAGCAAUACGAUAGGUGAUUUAGGGACCAAGUGUGCCCUUGACAAAGCUUUACUGGACCGCAACAACUCCAUGAUCAGAUCAGGAGUUCCAGAGGUUUGUGGGUCGCUCCUGGGCAAACACACUGUGCCUCUCUGGCAUUCCUGCCAGCCUAUGAAGACUGUUAGGCGGCCAGAAGUGGAGCUGGGCUGGGAGACACGGGCUGGAGAAGUAAAUGUGACUAUAAUCCUUUUGAGAAGGAGGUGGUGGUUGGGAGACUUGUACCAAUCCUGGGUGACCAGGUGGUCUGUCACAGAAAGCAUUGCCUCAGUGCAUUCCUAUGGGGUUUUCUUGAGGCUGGAUGUCCUCCUGCAAAACAUGAGCAUGUCAUUUCACGUCAUUAAACUCUGUGAAACUCAAGAAGUGCCUCUGAAACUGCAAUGUAGACACUAAUGUAAACACUGCCUUUUCUCUGUGUUUAUAUCACAAAGCCUGCAGGGACAUGCUUUGGACACAUAGAACUACACACUGUAAUAAAUAUAGUCAACAAUGAUGGGUAUAUUCUGUAUUGAGGUAUGUUGCCAUAGAUCUCUUAAAGGAUUUAAGAUUGAAUGAAAGCUUGUCUGUGUCCAUGAGAUUAUUCUAUAAUUGCGGUGCUCUGUAGGAAAAUGAGAAUCAAGCCAUUUUAUUUUUGUGUUGCGGUAAUAUCGUGCUAGUACUGGAUCGGAGGUUAUAGGAGGUGGGAACAGCUGGGGAGAGCAUUCUACUCACGUAAGGUGGGAGCUUCCCAGAAAAGCCCUUAUGCACAAGGCUGGAAAGAUGAAGUGCGUCAGGAUUCCAGCAAUGACCAGUUUGGCUCUCUUAAUAUGUCACAAUGGUGGGUAAAGUAAUUACAUUCUAGUACAAAGCGGCAGAAUGAAUUAUAUAAUUAAGUUUAAGGUGGGUUUGCGGUGCGGGUGCAUAUACUAUGUCCCCAUAAUCAAUGACUGGCAUUAGCUGCACUGUUUCCUUACUGUAGGGAAUAGGCAGGAAUGUUUCUGUACAGGGCACCUAGUUUUAGAUAACAUUGUAAAGAGUUUCUCAAGGCCAAAGGAUAGAUUGAAGUCUAGCAACAUACCUAGAUAUUUGAAAGAUCAUUGUGACCGUUUUGUUAGUGUUUAUGAAGAAAGUAUCCGCUAUCCACUUUUCUACCUCUGUGAAUUGGUUUUGGAGCACAGGCCUCAAGCUGCGGUAGAUUGGGUUUACUGGGGGAAAUUAAUGUGGUCUGCAUACAUGUGUACAGUUGAGGCUUUGCACACGUUGGGCAGAUUUAUAAAUAAUGUAAAUAGUAGGGAUAUGUGUGGCAGAUGGCACAGAAAUAAAAUGCAGAAAACCUCUGUAGUUCUUUGGUGCAUUGUUUUUAUGUGGCAUAAACCUUGAAAAUGUGUAUGUGUGUGUGUAAAUUUUUGUUUUGUUUUUUUCCUUAUUCAACAGAGGCGAAGGCGGAUUGAUCGAAGUAUGAUUGGGGAACCUAUGAACUUUGUACACACCGCUCAUGUAGGCUCAGGAGACUCAAGUACUGGCUUUGCUCUGGUAAGUUGCAGAAUGUCUUCCUGCAAAAAAAAAAAACAAUUCCCCCCCCAUAACUUGGCCAAAACAAUAUGGUGAGGUUAAAAUGAUGUGCUACAUUGCCAGGACUAAGUGGUUGUGCUUUCUCUAAUGUCCCCAAAAACCAUAUUCUCCUCAGUUUUCCACCUGUUGACUUUUUUAGUAGUGUUACUAGUCCAGACAAACAUUUUUGUACAUUUAUAUAUAUAUUCUCUAUAUCUCCACUAUGUGACCGUCACUUCCCUAUGAUUUUUGCAAUGAGCUGUUUGUUACAAAGUGAUCGCCCCUUUGCUGCUAGAUUUUGCAUGACUACACUGACACAUCGACCAUAUGAUAUGACACCUCUCUGACCUAUAUGUAUUGAUGUUUUGAACGAACACACAAUGACCAUUGAGGAUGCCGUGAUUUUCAUGAAUAGUCAGGCUGGUCCAUAUUUUGGUAAGCCGUUGACAUGUCGCUAAUGCUGAAGCCUUUCUACCAAGAAUAGUUAAGUGUGGGUUUUUUUUUUUUUUUUUUUUUAAGAUCUCGUUUAUUUUGAUGUUUGACGGUUCAUGUAAUGCUGGGUUAGUAUCUGGUUCAUCUGCCGGGAGAAUUAUAUCAGAAGGAUUUGUAUCGGCUUUCUCACUAUGGCAAUGUCCAUAUAGCAUGUUGAUUAAUCUCCUGUUUGAGCUCCUGGUGAUAAGAAAUUGUCUAUUUGCGUUAGACUCUUACACCAGAUCUUGCCAUCAAUCCCAUGCCACAAUGGGCAAAAAUUUUAAAUUCAUCAAAUGACAAACGCUAAUAAACCCUAAACUAACUUUUUUCUUCAGUUUUUGCUAGGAUGACCUACAUCAAACACUCAAGUUAUGAAUAUCUCUUCAUAACAGUGUUUCAGUUAAAGAUUAGAUUGUUGCCCCCUUCCCACCUCUUUUGGGGGGCCUAAAAAGUAAACUAAUUUUUAAUCCAGCACAUUCCCAGUUUUACUGCGAAAACCACUCCUCUUCAUUGAUUAUGAUCUUGGGCUAGUCUGAGAUGUAUUGUGACCCUACUGCGCAUCAAUUGCCAGUCAAUUGCUCUUUAUAAAGAAGAAGAAUUCACAGCAUUCGGUGGCGUCAUGCUUGGCAUGAUGACUCCAAACAUAAAGACUUUCAGUUAUUUCUUCAUGAAAUGGUUAUUUGAGAGCCCAUAGACCACACAGUCUGACAAAUGUAAACUGUUUCUCAGAGGCUGCAGAUGUAGUGGUUUUGAUUCUCAGAGUCUGUUUUAAUGCAUAAUUAUACAUGCCUUAAAUUUUUUAUUUUAACUCUUCAAGGGAGGAUCUUUUCAGGACCAGAUGAAAUCAAAAGGCGGUUACUCACCUGGUAUUUCUGAAGUGGCGCUGUAAGUAGGUACUUUUUACUAGGGGUGUAUUUGUUGGAGAUUUAUUUUUAUUUUUUGAAAAUAAAGUGAAAAAUCAAAAUGAGCCUGGCACUCGAUCCUUUUUUUUUAUUUUUUAAGGUUAACUGCCUGGGUGUUUUCCAAUCCAUUAUGUAAAAAAAAAUGAAAUGAGGGAUCCUGGUGGGGUCCUCAUUUUCCUAAGACUUUUAUAACCGAAAAGAACAUUGUGUGAUAAAUCUGUGAGUGCAUCCCAUAUUUCCCUGUGUGUGUGUGUGUAUUAUUAGUACAAUGAUCCCAAUCUAAAAUAAGAUAUUUGCAUUGUAAUACCUUUUUAUAUUGGACUAACAGAAUUUUGGAAUGGCAAGCUUUCAGGUAUGUUCUAUUGCCUCCCACUCUCUGGUGAAAUGAAUUUGAGAAAUAUAUUGUAUUUGUGAAUACCACUCUCCAUUGCUUGUCAUGUUACUACUUUCUGUAAUACAGAGCUUGAAAGAUGGGGAGCAGUACAGAGCUCUGUAUUGCACAGCACUGUGCAUCCUCCUCUUCACUGUGUCCCUUACUCAAACACCACAGGUUGGAUUACACGUGUGAAGAUAAGGAAAAAAAGUUGACCCACUGUAGGGGGUGGAAGUUUCUGGAUUUUAUCAGUAGUGGUUUGAAGGGGAGCCCCCUGAAAUUUUCUGACAGAUGUCAGAAGUCCAUUCCAUAGCUUGCCACUGCAGAUUUGUUACGGUUACUCAGGAGGCUAUAGGUGGACAUGCUUAAACUUCGUAUCUGUACAUCAUGAAAUGUCGUCAUAGAUCUUUAAUUUUAUUUAUUUUUUUUAGCUGA
Messenger RNA from Pelobates cultripes (western spadefoot toad), 18461 nucleotides. The record is from the annotation of a GenBank genome assembly. Lineage: Eukaryota; Metazoa; Chordata; Amphibia; Anura; Pelobatidae.